AGCAAAUAGCAAAAGGUAGUGAAAUUCUACAAUCUCAUGCGCGCCAUGUGAUAGGUCUCCUUCUCCCACCACUUUGGUCUUUGGCAGCACACACUUCCACUCUCACUCACUCCUAACUAUAAACUAUAAAAUCCUCCCUUCCUCUUCCGGAAUCUGAUUAUUAAAUUCGCAUGUGUAUUAAUUACUACAUAUAGCUAGAUCUUAGGGAGCGUCCUCUGUUUAAUUUCUAGAUCUUGCUUCAAGGAAAAUCCAGGAUACCAAUGGCUCAACUCAAUCACAGAAAGCUACUACUCUUCUAUGUUCUUUUAUUCCUUUCUCUUUCUGUUUGCUUCGGUGCCAGCUCGUUGGAACCUCAACAUAGUAGAAGAAUGUUGGGUGCCCAAAAACAAGAGCAAGAGAAGCCUUUGAAAAACAAAACCACCGCCAAAAACCAAACCAAGCCAAUCAAGCCCACUAAUAGUAUUUCCUCAACGAACCACACCAAAACCACAAAAUCACCCCACAACAUUUCCUCCAAAAACCAAACCAAGCCACUCAAGCCUAGCUCCACCAAUUCAGCUUCCACCGACACUGCCCUCGCCAAGAAGCUCAAUAGUAAGAUCAAGAAGCUCAACGUCACAUCCAAAACCUCACCCUCAAAACCCGGUACCAGCGUUUCCAUUUCCAGCAACAAGAAAACAUUGGAUCUCGCCAAACCAACUAACAAAACAGCAAAAGACAACAAGCAACCCAGAACAGCAAAAGUAGAUCAAACUCACGACGCAACAACAAACAAGAAACAAAAGACUCCCCCGAACCAACUACUACAACAAACGAAGAAGAAACCAGCUCCGAAACAAGCACCACCGAGUUGGAUCGUGGAGGAGGAUGAGGACGAAUAUGAUUUGGUUUCAGAGUUGACAGAUCUACCCAACAAGUUCCACCGAACACUCCUCCCCGACCUGGAACGAAUCUCCACCACUUCCAAAGCCUACAUCACCAAAGCCAACAGCGAAAUUACCAAAGGCUUCAAACCCUACGUUGGCAAAAAAUACGCACCCACCGUCGCCACCAUUAUCUCUAGCGCCUUCAUACUCAUCCCUCUCCUCUUAGUCUCUCUCCUCUGCACAAGAAUCAAAGCCUAUUUCUCCCUCCAGAAGAUCCUAAUCUUCAUCCAAGUCUAUCUCUCUUUCUACUUCACCAUUCUCUGUGUCACUUCGUUCUUCACCGGCUUCGAACCCCUCAGGUUUCUAUACUCUACUUCGCAGUCCACGUAUCUGUGCCUGCAGGUGCUGCAGACUCUCGCUUACGUCUUCUACUUGCUGCUGCUUCUCAUGUACCUCGUGCUCGUGUUCUCCACGGACUGUGGGCUGGGCUCCAAGUUCUUGGGCCUGGCCCAGGUCUUCGUGGGCUUUGCCGUUGGGCUGCAUUACUACGUCACGGUGUUCCACAGGGUGGUGCUGCAGCAACCGCCCAAGACGAAUUGGAAGAUCCACGCGAUUUACGCCACGUGUUUUCUGCUCAUCUGUGUGCUUGCUAGAGCUGAUAGAAGGAAAAAGAAUUACGUGGAGGACGGUGGAGGAGAAGGCAAGAAAAAUUGAUUCAGCUACCUUUCUAUUUAUUUAUUUUAUUUUCAUUUGAUUCAAUUCAAUAAUUAAAGUUAUAAAAAAGUAAAAUUGCAAGCUUGUUCAAUAAAUAAGGCUACAUCAUGACAACAACAUUUUCAUGCCUCCUGAUUUGGAUGAAAACAUAGCUGUUCUUUUCUUA
This is a messenger RNA of Glycine soja, 1746 nucleotides long. RefSeq lists its product as uncharacterized. The transcript has a single exon. The record is from RefSeq and is a predicted model, not a curated record. Lineage: Eukaryota; Viridiplantae; Streptophyta; Magnoliopsida; Fabales; Fabaceae. The coding region runs from base 261 to 1580 and encodes 439 amino acids.